AUGGGCCUGCUUCCUGAAUUCGACGAUCGACACAUCGAAGCUGAACAGCAGGAAUACCACCCAUAUGAGUAUCAAACUGACAACAAUGACUCAUGGGCUGGUGCCUUGCCGGUGAAGCAGGGUCUGUACGACCCGGCUUAUGAACGAGAUGCGUGUGGUGUCGGCUUUGCUUGUCACAUCAAGGGCAAGCCCAGCCACAAGAUUGUCAGCGAUGCUCGCAAUUUGCUGUGCAACAUGACCCAUCGUGGAGCCGUGGGAUCUGACGCACGAGACGGCGACGGAGCUGGUGUCAUGACAUCUAUCCCUCAUCGGUUUUUCAUCAAAAACUUUGAAAAGGAGCAGGACAUUAAGUUGCCCCCUCCUGGCCAAUACGCUGUAGGAAACUUGUUUUUCAAGCCCGACGAGGAGACUCUUGAAGAGUCUCAGAGGCAGCUGGAAGAUGUUGCCGAGUCGUUGGGCCUUCGGGUCCUGGGAUGGCGAAGGCCUCCCGUCGACUCGACACUGCUCGGCCCCGCGGCGAAGUCUCGUGAGCCCAUCAUUGCUCAACCCUUUGUCGUCCUUGCCUCUGCCUAUGGCUCUGGUGUCGCUCCGGAGAUGACUGAUCCGCAAAAGUUUGACGAGAGAUUGUUCGAGCGACAGCUCUAUGUUCUCCGAAAACGUGCCACUCAUACUAUCGGUCUCAAGAAUUGGUUCUACCUCUGCUCCUUGUCCAACAAGAAUAUUGUCUACAAGGGUCAACUCUCUCCUGUCCAGGUGUACUCGUACUACCAUGAUCUGGUCAAUGCCGAUUACGAAGCUCACUUUGCUCUGGUUCACUCUCGAUUCUCCACAAACACCUUCCCUUCAUGGGACAGGGCGCAGCCUCUUCGAUGGGCCGCCCACAAUGGUGAAAUCAAUACCCUGCGAGGCAACAAGAACUGGAUGCGCGCCCGGGAGGGCGUAAUGAACUCUGAUAUCUUCAAGGAGGAGUUGGAGCAGAUGUAUCCAAUUGUCGAGGACGGUGGCUCUGACUCUGCCGCCUUUGAUAACGUCCUCGAGCUUUUGACCAUCAAUGGCGUGCUCUCCCUCCCCGAAGCUGUCAUGCUCAUGGUUCCCGAGGCCUGGCAGGGCAAUGACCAGAUGGACCCCAAGAAGGCCGCUUUCUACGAAUGGGCAGCUUGCCAGAUGGAGCCUUGGGAUGGCCCUGCUUUGUUCACAUUUGCCGAUGGCCGGUACUGCGGCGCCAAUUUGGACAGGAAUGGCCUCCGCCCUUGCAGAUUCUACGUCAUGGAUGAUGAUCGCAUUAUCUGCGCCUCCGAAGUCGGUACUAUUCCCGUUGAGCCUGAGAGUGUUAUCCAAAAGGGUAGAUUGCAACCCGGAAGAAUGCUGCUGGUAGAUACUAAAGCCGGUCGCAUCAUAGACGACAAAGAACUCAAAGCUGCUGUUGCCAACCGCCACGACUUUCGCUCAUGGCUUAGCAAGGAGCUUCUUACCAUGCCCAAGCUUCUGGAGAAACUCGAGUCUGCUAUUGACCUCGCUGCUAAGCCCAAUGCUAUACCCCUACAAGAGGACCCUCUUUUGCUUUCUUUUGGAUAUACUCAUGAGCAGGUCAGUUUGCUGCUUGCUCCCAUGGCUGCUGAUGAAAAGGAAGCACUGGGAUCCAUGGGCAAUGAUGCUCCUCUAGCUUGCUUAACCCCAGCACCUCGACUGCUGUAUGACUACUUCCGUCAGCUCUUUGCCCAAGUCACCAACCCUCCGAUUGACCCUAUUCGAGAGUCUAUUGUCAUGUCUUUGGAGUGCUAUGUUGGCCCCCAAGGCAACCUUUUGGAGAUGGAUCCCUCUCAAUGUGGCCGCCUUUUACUGCCGAGCCCCAUUCUCUCCAUCCCCGAGUUCAACGCCAUCAAGAACAUGUCCACCGUCCAACCUGAAUGGACUGUCAAGACUAUUGACUUGACUUUCCCCAAGUCCCAAGGAGUUCAGGGCUAUAUCAAACAUCUGGAUGAAAUUUGCAACGAGGCCACUGCUGCCAUCGAGGCUCGUGACAGAAUCAUUGUACUUUCCGACCGCAAGACCUCAGCUGACCGGGUUGCCGUCUCUGCUGCUCUAGCAUCGGCCAUGGUGCACCAUCAUCUUGUCAGCAACAAGUGGCGUUCCAUGGCCGCUCUAGUAGUUGAAACUGCUGAGGCUCGUGAGGUCCACCACAUGUGUGUCCUGCUUGGCUAUGGCGCUGACGCUAUCAACCCAUAUCUUGCCAUGGAGUGUGUACUCAAGCUGAACCGGGAGGGAUUGAUCAAAAAGAAGCUUUCGGAUGAGGCCCUUAUCCGCAACUAUAUCCACUCUUGCGAUGGAGGCAUCUUGAAAGUCAUGAGCAAGAUGGGCAUCUCCACACUUGCCUCUUACAAGGGUGCUCAGAUCUUUGAGGCUCUCGGUCUCGAUGAGACCGUUGUCGAACGCUGCUUCAAGGGUACAGCUUCUCGUAUCCAGGGCUUGACGUUUGAACUCAUCGCUGAGGAUGCCUUCCGUUUCCAUGAGCGCGGUUUCCCGUCCCGGUACACUGUUGAUAUCAAGGCCCUUCCAGAGUCCGGAGAGUACCACUGGCGUGAUGGUGGUGAACCUCACAUCAACAGCCCUGCCGCCAUUGCUAAUAUCCAAGACGCUGUUCGAAACAAGAACGAUAAGUCAUACGAGGCUUAUUCUAAAGCCGAGUAUGAGCAAAUCAAGAACUGCACUCUCCGAGGCCUUUUGGACUUCAACUUUGAGGAUGCUACCCCUGUGCCUAUCGAUCAGGUGGAACCAUGGACUGAAAUUGUCAGACGAUUCUGCACUGGCGCUAUGUCUUACGGCUCUAUUUCCAUGGAGUCUCACUCCACCCUGGCUGUCGCGAUGAACAGACUCGGCGGCAAGUCUAAUACUGGUGAAGGUGGCGAGGACCCCGAGCGAUCGGAGCGCAUGCCAAAUGGUGACACUAUGCGGUCUGCCAUUAAGCAGGUUGCCUCCGGCCGUUUUGGUGUCACUUCUGCCUAUCUUGCCGACUCUGAUGAGCUUCAGAUUAAGAUGGCACAGGGUGCCAAGCCCGGCGAGGGCGGCGAGCUUCCUGGCCACAAGGUCUCCAAGUCUAUUGCUCGCACCCGUCACUCUACUCCUGGUGUCGGCCUCAUUUCUCCUCCUCCUCACCAUGAUAUUUACUCUAUUGAGGACCUUAAGCAGCUCAUCUACGAUUUGAAGUGCUCUAGCCCCCGAUCACGAGUCUCCGUCAAGCUCGUCUCCGAAGUCGGUGUAGGUAUCGUGGCCUCUGGUGUGGCCAAGGCCAAGGCUGACCACAUCCUCAUUUCUGGACACGAUGGUGGUACUGGUGCUUCUCGAUGGACUGGUAUCAAGUAUGCUGGUCUCCCUUGGGAGUUGGGUCUGGCCGAAACCCAUCAGACCUUGGUUUUGAACGACCUUCGUGGCCGAGUUGUUGUCCAGACUGAUGGCCAGCUAAGGACUGGACGUGACGUUGCCAUUGCAUGUUUGCUCGGUGCUGAGGAAUGGGGCUUUGCCACUGCGCCUCUCAUUGCAAUGGGCUGCAUCUUCAUGCGCAAGUGCCAUUUAAACACCUGCCCUGUUGGUAUCGCCACCCAAGACCCUGAACUGCGAAAGAAGUUCCAGGGAACGCCUGAGCAUGUCAUCAACUUCUUCUACUAUAUUGCCAAUGAGCUUCGAGCCAUCAUGGCUCAGCUGGGUUUUCGUACCAUUAAUGAAAUGGUUGGCCAUGUCGAACACCUCAAGAUGCGUGAUGAUCUUCGCACGCACAAGACUGCCAAUAUUGACUUAUCGUUGCUCCUGACACCUGCUCAUAAACUUCGACCUGGUGUCGCCACUUUCAAUGUCCGAAAGCAAGAUCACAAGCUUUAUGUUCGCCUUGACAACAAGCUCAUCUCAGAAGCUGAGUUGACUCUCGACAAGGGUCUCCCAUCCCGAAUCGAAUGUGACAUUGUCAACACUGACCGAGCGAUGGGUACGUCGUUGUCGUAUCAGAUUUCCAAGAGAUAUGGCGAGGCUGGCUUGCCUAUGGACACUGUUCACGUCAACAUCAAGGGCUCUGCAGGUCAGUCUUUCGGCGCCUUCCUCGCACCUGGCGUCACACUGGAACUCGAGGGUGAUGCCAAUGACUAUGUCGGGAAGGGUCUUUCUGGUGGUCGCUUGAUCGUCUACCCUCCUCGUAAUGCCGUUUUCAAGGCCGAAGAAAAUAUUCUUGUUGGCAACGUCUGUCUCUACGGUGCCACCGCUGGAACUUGCUUUUUCCGCGGUAUUGCUGCCGAGCGAUUCGCUGUCCGCAACUCUGGUGCUACGGCAGUUGUUGAAGGUGUUGGUGACCAUGGUUGUGAGUACAUGACUGGUGGUCGUGUUAUCAUUCUGGGACGUACUGGACGCAACUUUGCUGCUGGUAUGUCUGGUGGUAUUGCCUAUGUGCUCGAUAUCCACAGCGACUUCCGAUCCAAGCUCAACACGGAAAUGGUUGAGGCUGAACCGAUCACGGACCCUUCUGAAAUUGCCUUUGUCCGUGGCCUCAUCGAGGAUCACCACCACUACACUGGAUCCGAGCUUGCUGCCCGUAUCUUGGUUGACUUCAACCGUGCCCUCCCUCGCUUUGUCAAGGUCCUUCCUGUUGACUACAAGCGAGUCCUGGAGGAGGAGGCUGCCAAAGCUGCUGAGGCUAAGCGUGCUGAGUACAACCUCCCUGUUGUUUCUGGAGUGAAACACAAGAAGGAAGAGAAGGCUGCUAAGUUGCAGGAUUUGGAGGAGGCUAUUGGUGAUGCCAAGGCCGAAAAGAAGAGGGCUUUGGUGCUUGACAAGACUAAGGGGUUCAUGAAGUAUGCUCGCCGCUCUGAGAAGUACCGCGCUGCUUCGACCCGGACUAAGGACUGGGCUGAACUCAGCUCUCGUCUUGACGAGGAUGAGCUCAAGUAUCAGUCAGCCCGUUGCAUGGACUGUGGCGUUCCGUUUUGCCAGUCUGAGACGGGAUGCCCCAUCUCCAAUAUCAUUCCCAAGUGGAAUGAAUUGGUCUUCUCAAACCAGUGGAAGGAUGCUCUUAACCGCCUUCUCAUGACCAACAACUUCCCCGAGUUCACUGGACGUGUGUGCCCUGCUCCUUGCGAGGGAGCCUGUGUCUUGGGCAUCAAUGAAGAUCCCGUCGGUAUCAAAUCUAUCGAAUGCGCCAUCAUUGACCGUGGUUUCGAGAUGGGCUGGAUGAUUCCCCACCCCCCUGAGAUCCGCACCGGCAAAAACAUUGCCAUUAUCGGUUCUGGUCCCGCUGGUCUUGCUGCGGCCGACCAGCUCAACCGUGCUGGUCACAGCGUCACCGUCUACGAGCGUGCCGACCGUCUUGGUGGCCUCUUGAUGUAUGGUAUCCCCAACAUGAAGCUUGACAAGCGCAUCGUCAAGCGCCGAACCGACUUUAUGGCCGCGGAGGGCGUAAACUUCAAGACAGGCGUUGCCGUCGGUGAGGAGGGUCAGCCGUCACUAUCUGACCUUCGUGCCAGUAAUGACGCCGUAAUCAUUGCUACUGGUGCCACGGUUGCCCGUGAUCUGCCUAUUAAGGGCCGUGAGCUAGGCGGCAUCCAUUACGCCAUGGAGUUCCUGCACAAGAACACCAAGUCUCUCCUAGACUCGGAACUCGUCGAUAAUGCGUACAUUUCUGCUAAAGACAAGCAUGUUGUCGUUAUUGGUGGUGGUGACACUGGUAACGACUGUAUUGGUACAUCGGUUCGUCACGGUGCAAAGUCGGUCACCAACUUCGAGCUGCUGCCUCAGCCUCCUCCCGAGCGAGCUAGCGACAACCCUUGGCCCCAAUGGCCCCGCAUCUAUCGCGUUGACUAUGGCCAUACUGAGGUUCGCCAGCACACUGGCAAGGACCCCCGAGAAUACUGCAUCAUGUCCGAGGAGUUUGUCGAUGAUGGCAGCGGCAAGGUCAAGGGUAUCAACACCAUUCGUGUGGAGUGGACCAAGUCUCCUAGUGGCGGUUGGGACAUGAAGAAGGUCGAGGGGUCUCAGCAAUUUUUCCCUGCUGACCUCGUCCUCUUGGCCAUGGGUUUCUUGGGACCCGAGGCCCGUGUUCUUGGAGACGAGAUUGAAAAGGACGCUCGCAAGAAUGUCAAGACACCUGCCGGCAAGUACUGCACCAAUGUAGAGGGUGUCUUUGCUGCCGGCGAUGCCCGUCGUGGACAGUCUCUCAUUGUUUGGGGUAUCAAUGAAGGCCGCAUGGCCGCUCGCGAGGUUGAUUUGUACCUUGAAAAGAACACUAAUCUUCCCGUUACUGGUGGUAUCGUGAAGCGCACCGCCCAGGAGAUUCUGGGCCGUGUCGCCGAAGUCAACUAA
Molecule: messenger RNA, 6336 nt
Organism: Metarhizium brunneum ARSEF 3297
Lineage: Eukaryota; Fungi; Ascomycota; Sordariomycetes; Hypocreales; Clavicipitaceae
Molecular function (GO): glutamate synthase (NADH) activity; FMN binding; flavin adenine dinucleotide binding
Source: RefSeq, a predicted model, not a curated record